AUGUCCCUUCGUCAAAGGCUCGCUGUCUCUUUCGUCUUCAUGGUAGCCACUUUCGCUUGUGUCUCAUCGGUCGUUCGUUUGUUUUAUGCUGCGAGAUUUGCAGACCAAGACGACAGAAGCUAUUACGCAUGGCUUGUUGGUGUCUGGACGAUUCCCGAGGCGGGCACUGGCAUUCUCGUCGCAUCUCUGCCCACUACACGGGUUUUCGUUCAACACGUUACGCAGAGCAAAUUGGUGUCGAACAUUAUGGCGUCUUUUGGAGUAGUCACGUCUAAAGGAGCUAGGUCUGAUGAGCGGUCCAGCUUGGCGGAUACAUAUCAAAAAGUUCACGAAAGUCCUUCGCAUCUCACCGACCGAUCUGCGCCAAAAAUCAGAGUCGAAAGAAGUUGGCGCACCAAUUUCAAUUCGGGCUCAGAGACGGUCAACGACACUCUGGGUAACUUGUCCGAGGAUGACAUGAUACGUCCAAUUAGUGAUAACUCAGCAUAUAACCAUGAGCUUUCCACACUUCCUCAUAAAUGGACGCCCGUGGGCCAUAGCAGGGAUACUGCUGCCUGA
Messenger RNA from Pestalotiopsis fici W106-1, 558 nucleotides. RefSeq lists its product as uncharacterized. The record is from RefSeq and is a predicted model, not a curated record. The transcript has 2 exons. NCBI's taxonomy places the organism in Eukaryota, Fungi, Ascomycota, Sordariomycetes, Amphisphaeriales, Sporocadaceae. Bases 1 to 558 code for a protein of 185 amino acids.